Clarias gariepinus (North African catfish) is the source of this 1452-nucleotide messenger RNA. RefSeq lists its product as uncharacterized. The record is from RefSeq and is a predicted model, not a curated record. NCBI's taxonomy places the organism in Eukaryota, Metazoa, Chordata, Actinopteri, Siluriformes, Clariidae. The transcript is spliced from 4 exons. The coding region runs from base 335 to 637 and encodes 100 amino acids.
UUAAACACAAGGAAGAAGUUAAGAAUUGUGCACCGCGUUUAUGUAGCGCAUUGACUCUUAUCCGCGAUUUGGAGCUACAGAAACCCGGUCCUUUUCGGUUGUGUUGAGAGAACCGGCCUUCAUAUAUUGGGAGAAGGUUAUUAGGCGGCUGGUAACGUGCUUUAAAUGCUUGGACUGUGAUCAAUUAAGUCGUCCUCGCUGGUUGGAGUGUAUUGUUCAGUAGUUCAGAAUUCCGGAAAUACAUUUGGCUUGGAGUACUUAAUACAUAUACAGCUCGGUCACCCUGCUGAGGAGUGUAAGGGCGUUUGGAGAGAGAGAAAAACUAACCCUCGUCAUGUCCAUGGAGUGUGUAAGUGCCCUGGUGCAGAAUAAGAGACAGCGGGAGGAAGAGCACAGCCAGUGGGACUGCCAGUCGAAAAGAGCAUGCACUGGAUUGGGAAAUUGCAUCGAGGUCAGAUGUGAUGUUGUGAUGGACAGCCCAAUGGAUUCAUGGGACACUCCACAAGUUGGCCUUCAGAACGGCACCAGUGCAAAUCACCACGUCACCACUAUGGUUCUUGCUACAGCUCAGCAAUCCUGCCCCAGAUGCAUGGCAGGAGAACCGGGCCAUAUAAAUCAUAUCAUGCAGAGAUAUUGAUCACAAGGUCAGACAGGUCUGGAGAGGAUGAAUAAGAAAACAGAUUGCAGGAUCUCUUGGAGUGGAGGAACAGCCUGCUCUUUGGCCAGUUCAUAUCACAACACAUUCUGUGCCUUAUUUAUCACUACAAGUACUUGACUUCUCAGUUCUAAUCUUGCCUGUGGGUAUUUUCUUUCUUUUUUCCCUUUUUUUUAUAUAUAUAAUAUCAGCACUUCAAUGACUGCUGUUUAAUGGAAGGGCUAACCACAGGUGAUUACUAAAAAUUUCAGGUUAUCACAUUUAAUAUGAAUGCUUAUUUAGUUCCUAAUACAGUCUAGUUUGGAGAGCAGCCAGUGAUGGUUUUUGUUUGUGUAUUUAAUGUAGACCAAAUGCAUUUCACGUUAUUAGUAUGUCUACUUGACUGUAGGAUUAAAUGUUUCACGUAUGUUUUAUUUAAACUAUGAUAGUCAUUUAAAUGUUCACUUUGCUAAAGAUUUUAUUAGAUUGGUUCUAAAAUCUAGGAAAUUGUUCUUUAUGAAUCCAGAGACAAAUGUUUUCAAAAUCAGGCCAGUAGAGAAAAAUUGCACUGAGAUGUAUUAUGUAAUUAUGAAAGGGUCUUUUUUUUCCCUUUCUGUUUUGUUUUACAUUUGUAGCAUUUUAACAUGCAACACUGUAUUUAUAUAUUAAUAUUGUUUUUUUCCCUGUUGUAAAUGCUGCAUGAAUAUUUGAGGGGGUAGGGACACAUUUGCUUUUUUACCAAUAUGUAUUAUCACCUUGGUAUAACAAUACCACUUUCUUGAUUAUGUAAUACUUUACAUAAAGAUUAAUUUGAAGAA